Ipomoea triloba (trilobed morning glory) is the source of this 1910-nucleotide messenger RNA. RefSeq names its product protein-tyrosine sulfotransferase. NCBI's taxonomy places the organism in Eukaryota, Viridiplantae, Streptophyta, Magnoliopsida, Solanales, Convolvulaceae. Bases 213 to 1694 code for a protein of 493 amino acids. Gene Ontology annotation, molecular function: heparan sulfate 6-sulfotransferase activity. Gene Ontology annotation, cellular component: membrane. The record is from RefSeq and is a predicted model, not a curated record. The transcript is spliced from 13 exons.
UAAAUAAAGCGGAAAUUCGUCAAACUGGAGUUGGGGUUAGUCUAGGACUCUAGGAGUCUACUAGUCUCCGGUCGGCGGUAGUGGCGAGAGUGGGCCCCGCCUGCCUGAUCGGGAACUUCAUAUCGCCCAGUCCCAUUUUGGACGGAAUAGUCUUGUGAAGGAAAUUGAUCCGGAGAUUGUUUUGGUUUUCCAGUUGGUUGAUUUGAGGGUAAAUGGGAGUGAUGAUCCAUUUUUGGAAGGUGAUCUUUAGCCUGGUGCUUUUGCUAUCUGUUUCUACAGCAUCAGAGGCAUUGGUAGAAGAUGAUUUUGAGCAGUGUGAGCACACAGUCAAAAAGUGGGCAUCUUCUUCCCUUGAAUCAGAAGUCAGCGAAGACAAACAUCUGUUGAGGGACUUGCUAUUUUUCCUUCAUGUACCUAGGACAGGUGGAAGGACUUAUUUUCACUGUUUCCUGAAAAAGCUUUAUGCUAACUCUUUGGAGUGCCCACGCUCCUAUGAUAAGUUAAGGUUUGAUCCCAGAAGGCCAAACUGUCGUUUAUUGGCUACUCAUGAUGACUACAGCUUGAUGUCGAAACUUCCUAAUGAUAGAACUUCUGUGGUGACAAUUAUUAGGAAUCCAAUUGACCGUGUUUUUAGUGCUUAUGAAUUUUCAAUUGAAGUAGCUGCUAGGUUUUUGGUGCACCCUAACUUAACAUCUGCCACCCGAAUGUCUGGAAGGAUCCGUUCAAAGUCAAAGGGAGUAAGCACUCUAGAUAUCUGGCCAUGGAAGUAUUUGGUUCCAUGGAUGAGAGAAGAUUUAUUUGCUCGAAGGGAAGCUAGAACACGUAGAGGUGAAACAAUUAUCAAUGGCAAUGAUCCAUACAAUAUGCAAGACAUCGUGAUACCGUUACACAAGUAUAUUAAUGAGCCUAUAGCCCAGGAUCUCAUUCACAAUGGGGCGACAUUUCAGGUUGCAGGACUCACAAACAACUCUUAUAUGGCAGAGUCACAUCAUGUGCGUCAUUGUGUACUGAAGUAUCGGACUCUUGGUCAGUAUGUGCUUGAAGUUGCUAAGAAGAGGUUGGACGGAAUGCUGUAUGUUGGGAUCACUGAGAACCACAAAGAGUCAGCAGCCAUGUUUGCAAAUGUGGUUGGUACUCAGGUGAUAUCCCAGUUAACCCCAUCAAGUUUUGGUAAAAGCACAGGAGCUAUCAACAAUUCAGAACAGAGUGACCCAUCCGGAGAUUCUGAUUCUGAUACAGAGAGCAAGCCACGGCAUCCAGUAUUGGCUGAAAAUACUGAAGCAAUAAAUAAAAAUAUGACUGCAGGCAAACUCAUUGAAGCAUAUGAGAUCUGCAUGAAAAACUUACGUUCAACUCAGGCACAAAGAAGAACAAACUCACUGAAGAGAGUAUCUCCUGCAAAUUUUACAAAAGAGGCUCGCCGUCUGAUUCCCGGGGAACUCAUCCAGGAGAUAACUCAACUAAACAGCCUAGAUAUGCAACUCUAUGAAUAUGCACAACACAUCUUUGAGAAGCAAAAGAAACUUGGAACACAGAGAAUGGUGGUUAGUGUCGUGGGGGACAAUGGAAUGCUGAGCAGCUCAGAUGAUGCCUCUUGGAGACCCCUUUAUUUUGCAUUACCAUUUAUGUUUCUGUUCCUCUUCAUUUUCAUCAUUGUAAAUGCUAAACGAAGAACAUCAAAGGUUAAAUUAUGAACAGGGAAUGGAUUGUUGCAGAAGUAUGAGUUUACAAAGCAGCAAAAAGAGCAUAUAGAAGAGUUAGUUGAGUCCAUUGUUUCUUCAACCAACGUUGAUAGCAAUUUUGUACAUGUAACCAAUCCGAGUAAUUUAAUCUUUUUUUUUUUUUUGGGAACAGUUUCCAGUUGUCCAAAUUUCCAGUUUCAUUAUCUUUAUUAACAAAAUUAUUUUGCA